Messenger RNA from Haliotis rubra (blacklip abalone), 711 nucleotides. Its product is annotated as phosphatidylserine lipase ABHD16A-like. The coding region runs from base 1 to 711 and encodes 236 amino acids. The transcript is spliced from 9 exons. The record is from RefSeq and is a predicted model, not a curated record. NCBI's taxonomy places the organism in Eukaryota, Metazoa, Mollusca, Gastropoda, Lepetellida, Haliotidae.
AUGAAUGUUUUUACCUUUCAACCUGGGCGGCUUUAUCGGCCUGGUUUCAUCGAGGCUGGCGGGGACAAGUUUAUUAAAGUGAUCCACUUCUGCUGGUCCCUAUCCUACUGGACGUCCCCCGUGCUGCUGACUGUACUCUACAGAAGAGAGUACUUCAGCACGGAGGGGUUGACGACCAUCGCCAAGUUCCUCAUCUCUAUCGGGAUCAUCUACGCUGUGUCCUUCUUCACCAGAGGUAUUGGCCGUUUUUCUAACCCAGACUAUGUGACCUUUAUUUCAACAUUGAUGACAUGUGAGAGAUCUCUCACUGAGGCCAACAGGCGAGCUUUGUGGCGUUAUGACUAUGAGUUCUGGGCGUGGCCGGUGGAUUUCCGCUGGGCUGAUGUCAAUCAAGGAGAUGUAAAGAAGGCCAAGGUUCAGAUUCCACGGUCGUCCCGCGGCCAGCCCGCUAGCGCCAUCUCCACACUGCCAUGCAACAUCAUCAGUUACAUUGCCAUUCACACCUUCGGGCGCAGGAUGGUCUACCCUGGCACAACCUCCAUCAUGAAGACGUUGAUCAGUGACACUCUAAUACAGAACAGAGCCAAGCUGGUAGAAGAGAAAAAGGGUGUGCGAGCGAAGGUGAUAACAGAGGAUGGCAAUGACAUUGACACCAUGUUCUUGGACCGACGCAGCGUCAAGUCAGGAAACGGCAACACACUGGUAGGUUGA